UUUCGUGAAAAACGAAAAUUUCGCUUGACAAUUAUUGCACGACAUUUUGGGAAACCGAUCUCCAAGGUUUCUUUGAAAUGAGUAUUAAACUUUCACCUGAGUGGUUGCGAAUAUUUUAUACAAAAUCGUUUAACAAAUUCAGACGCAAUAAACCGUUCAACUGCACCUUUGGAGGUUAGAUCGCAACCGAUUAUUUUUUCGCGAAACGGAGUUUUUAGUUACCAUGGAGUGUCGCUGCUAUCGCUUUCUUGAAUUUCAAACUCUAAUCAAGCGAGAAAAAAAUUGUUCUUUUAAAAAGUCCAGUACUUUUAAAGAAAAAGUUGAAUACUUACGUCCGUUAUUUUCAGACGUUACUUUAUUUUCUUUGUCGUAUAUUUUUUACAUAAUUGAAACAAAGAACGUAUAGUUUUUCAUCAAAAAGUUUUAAUAAUGGAUAAUAAAAAAUAUAAGAUCGAGUAUCCAAAUAAUUCGUUAAUCAUUCUUGAAGCAAUACUAGUUUUUGAUGUAUGGCUUUUGAUGAAAGCUAGAUGGCUUUUGAUUAAUUUUUUUCAAAUAGUGGUUCCUAUACUCAAAUUUUGUUUUAUCUCGCUUAUUGGUGCUGGUUUGCUAAUGGCAUAUUGUUUAGCAAAUUCUAAGUUUGCUAUUCCUGAUCAAAGUAUAGAUUUUAAUUGCAAGAACAGUAAGAUGUCUGACAAAUAUCUUCAAUUAAAUGACGAUUCCAUGCCUAGUGCUAUGUCUGUGAGAAAAGAAUUAAUUCAAAUUAAGAACAUGAAGAUGAGUAUUAAAAAAUCUUUGUUAAAAAUGAAUUUUCAUUUGCAACACUUGUAUGACCAACAAAAAUUGGCAAAUUUAGCUGAUUUUGCUUCUGAAGCUGUGGGUGGCAUUGUCAUCGACACCCCAGGUACUCAGUCUUAUUAUAACCCAUCAUCGAACCAAAUGACUUUGUUUGGAAUACCUAUUUUUAAACCUAAUUAUUUUACACCACGUAAAGUCAUUCAACCUUGGACCCAGGCAGGCGAAUGUUGGGCAUUUCGUGGAUCUCAAGGAAAAAUUGAGAUCCAACUUGCUUAUGCUGUUAUCAUUGAAAGAGUAACUUUAGAGCACAUCACUGCCACUGCUUCAUUAACUGGAAAUAUUGAUUCUGCUCCAAAAGCGUUCAACGUAUUGGGUCAGAUUGAUAAUCAAUAUGUGAUGAUUGAUACUUUUGUAUACAAAAAUAAUGGACAAUCUCUACAGAGUUUUGCUGUCACAAAACCAGAAACUAAAAGUUUCCCUUUCAAGAAAGUGAUAUUAGAAAUUUUAUCAAACUGGGGUAAUCCGGAUUACACGUGUAUUUAUAGAUUUAAAGUACAUGGCAAGAUGUAUGAGGUUUUCAAAGAUGAAGCCAACAUGAAAGUUCAAUAAUCAUUAUUAGUUGUGAAAUGAAAUUUUUAUGAUAUAAUAAUUGUAAUAUUAAAAUUUAGGUAAAGUAAAGAAAAAGACA
Messenger RNA from Nasonia vitripennis (jewel wasp), 1483 nucleotides. Its product is annotated as SUN domain-containing protein 1. Gene Ontology annotation, cellular component: meiotic nuclear membrane microtubule tethering complex; nuclear envelope. The transcript has 8 exons. Gene Ontology annotation, molecular function: protein-membrane adaptor activity. Lineage: Eukaryota; Metazoa; Arthropoda; Insecta; Hymenoptera; Pteromalidae. Gene Ontology annotation, biological process: nuclear envelope organization. The record is from RefSeq and is a predicted model, not a curated record. Bases 430 to 1404 code for a protein of 324 amino acids.